CGCAAUGAUACUACCACAACUCGUUCACCGUCACGAUAACGCAACUCACUGCUUCCAAAGUCCAUUGUAGCUGCGUGGGCUCUCAUGAAGUCCAAUCCAAGUAGAAAUUCGUCGGUACAACCAGCUACGAUACAGUACACCCUCGUUAUUGGGUUUGUGGUAGAAGUGGAUAACGUGACAGUGUUUCACCAUGUGCCGAAGGUGAAAAGAACUAGUAAGUUGGAUAUGAAAACAGACCCAGGACUGUUUCUAGGUUAUGCGAAGACCUCCCUGGGCUAUCGCAUUUUGGAUUUGUGUACGGGGAAAUUGAUUGAGCGCCGAGACGCUAUAUUCAAGGAGACCAUCACGGCGGACCCCACAUUUGCGCACGACCUGAUUGAUAAAGUCUACUUCGGGAAGAAUGUGGACCUUCCAUCUGCGAUCAACUUCGUUCCGCUCCCGGUAAGUAGAGUGCUAGAACCGGUGGAGGCGGAGCAGGAAUUCUGUGAUGAAUCAGGAAUGGAAGCUGAAGAGAUCGAAGUUGAAGAUGAAGAGUUCUUUGACGCCGCUGACGGUACACCCUCUGAGUCAGACGAGAGCACUAGUGGCAGUGAUGAAAGUAGUGAUGAAAGUAUGAUGACGAAGACUUUACCGAUGCAGUAGAAGUUAAUGAGGGCAGUGGGUCGG
Phytophthora nicotianae INRA-310 is the source of this 666-nucleotide messenger RNA. RefSeq lists its product as hypothetical. NCBI's taxonomy places the organism in Eukaryota, Oomycota, Peronosporomycetes, Peronosporales, Peronosporaceae. The transcript has a single exon. The record is from RefSeq and is a predicted model, not a curated record. The coding region runs from base 85 to 642 and encodes 185 amino acids.